UAGUUGGUACCUUCCCUGGUUGACUUACCAUCCAUCUUUUGCAAAUUUCCAUACAAAAUAAUGUAUAAUAAUAAUAUAUGUAUCUCUACACUUGUUCUUCCAUUCCCGAUUGAUCAUGGUCAUGGAGGAGGAGGAGGAGGAGGAAAUCAUAGUCUUGGCUCCUCCACCAGGCCUCAAUCUCUUCCCAUCUCUCAGACCUCCUCUCAAAACCCUAACCUUCCACCGAAUCUCCGUUCUUCUCAUCACCUUCCUCGCCUACGCCUCCUUCCACGCCUCGCGAAAGCCACCCAGCAUCGUAAAAGCAGUUCUUGGCCCCCAAAUCAGAUCCGAAAACGGCACAUCCUCACUAAUCGAUGAGGACCCGCCUGGAAUCAACGCUGGUUGGGUUCCGUUCAACCAAUCCGACGGCCUCCAUCGGCUAGGCGAGCUCGAUUUGGCAUUCCUAUUAGCUUACGCGGUCGGAAUGUAUUUCGCAGGUCACAUCGGGGACAGAAUGGAUCUUCGCAUUUUCCUGACGAUUGGUAUGAUGGGAAGUGGCGUUUUGACGAUUGUUUUCGGGUUAGGGUUUUGGCUAAAUAUUCAUGUAUUAUGGUUCUUUGUAUUAGUUCAGAUUAUCUGUGGAUUAUUUCAGUCAAUUGGAUGGCCAUGUGUUGUUUCUGUUGUUGGGAAUUGGUUUGGUAAGUCUUCCAAGAGAGGAUUGAUAAUGGGGGUUUGGAAUUCUCAUACAUCUGUUGGUAACAUUAUCGGUUCUGUGGUGGCAUCCUCUGUAUUGGGAUCUGGUUGGGGUUGGUCAUUCGUUUUGCCAGGCGUUUUCGUUAUGGUUAUUGGGGUUUUGGUUUUUAUGUUUCUGGUUGUGAAUCCUGAAGAUAUUGGUUUGGAGUUGUCUGGAAAAGAAGUUGAGAUGAAUGUUGAAGGUUUGCCAUUGAUGAACUCAGAAAAGGUCGAAAAUGAAGUUGAGAAUUCUGAUGAUACCACAGUUUCAGAAGCAAUUGGGUUCUUGGAGGCAUGGAGAUUGCCUGGAGUGGCGCCAUUUGCAUUUUGCCUCUUCUUCUCUAAGCUUGUGGCUUACACAUUCUUGUAUUGGUUGCCAUUCUACAUUAGACACACAGCUGUUGCAGGAGUGCAUUUAUCUAACAAAACAGCAGGAAUCCUUUCUACAAUAUUCGAUAUCGGAGGAGUAAUAGGUGGCAUAACAGCAGGCUUCGUGUCCGAUUUAAUCGAAGCUCGAGCAGUAACCUCAAUCAUAUUCUUACUCCUCUCAAUCCCCACACUUAUUAUCUACCGAAUUUAUGGAACUAUCUCAGUAUUGGCCAACAUAUCCCUAAUGUUUCUCUCUGGACUGUUAGUAAACGGGCCUUACGCCCUCAUUACAACAGCGGUUGCAGCCGAUCUUGGGACUCAAAGUACAGUGAAAGGAAAUUCGCGAGCAUUGGCUACAGUGACUGCAAUUAUAGAUGGUACUGGUUCGGUUGGGGCUGCCCUCGGGCCUGUUUUGGCGGGUUAUGUUUCUACAAGAGGGUGGAAUAGUGUAUUCUUUAUGUUGAUUGUUUCAAUAUCGUUUGCGGGUUUGUUCUUGAUUCGGGUGGUUAAGAAUGAGAUUAUGGAGAAGAUUAGCCAGGGAAAAUGGCUCUUUUGUAGUAUGUUGAUAUCUCAUUGAACAUAUUAUAAGAAACAUAUUUUAGAUCCCGUUUUGUUGGGAUACAUUCAUACAGCCAGCUUUAGGCAGAUAUUAUUGUAUGAUUUUUGUAUUGGGUAGAAUAGCCUUUUGUAAAUUUUGUUGUGUUAUUAAAUAGAUUGAUAUAACUUUGAGAACUUUCUUUUGUUUUCUU
This is a messenger RNA of Impatiens glandulifera, 1829 nucleotides long. RefSeq names its product putative glycerol-3-phosphate transporter 5. Gene Ontology annotation, molecular function: transmembrane transporter activity. NCBI's taxonomy places the organism in Eukaryota, Viridiplantae, Streptophyta, Magnoliopsida, Ericales, Balsaminaceae. The transcript is spliced from 2 exons. Bases 116 to 1657 code for a protein of 513 amino acids. Gene Ontology annotation, cellular component: membrane. Gene Ontology annotation, biological process: transmembrane transport; phosphate ion homeostasis. The record is from RefSeq and is a predicted model, not a curated record.